Ogataea angusta is the source of this 945-nucleotide messenger RNA. RefSeq lists its product as uncharacterized. Lineage: Eukaryota; Fungi; Ascomycota; Pichiomycetes; Pichiales; Pichiaceae. Bases 1 to 945 code for a protein of 314 amino acids. The record is from RefSeq and is a predicted model, not a curated record. Gene Ontology annotation, biological process: regulation of transcription by RNA polymerase II. Gene Ontology annotation, cellular component: nucleus. The transcript has a single exon. Gene Ontology annotation, molecular function: RNA polymerase II cis-regulatory region sequence-specific DNA binding; DNA-binding transcription factor activity, RNA polymerase II-specific.
AUGUUGCAACACUUGAUUUUCCCCAACAGCGGCCUGAUGUUGUUCCGGCCGAUAGGCAGCGCUAUUGAAGUGCUCAGCCCAUGGAUUCGCGCCGUCAGCAGCACAGAGUCGCUUUUUGAGCAGUCGUUCACUGUGGACAGAUCUUUGGACAACAGCACUGUCAAGAAGUGCGCAGUGGACGAUUUCGAGUACGAUUUCAGUGAGCCAAACCCUAUGAACUGGGACCUAUCAGAGGUCCUGAAACAACGCACCAAAGGCAUCGCAUCGUCCAGUGCUGUCGAGUCGACGUCCGACGCUAUGUACUAUCUCGCCGACCCUGAAGACGACUCUUCCGACGAAGAGGAUGCCCUCGGAAACGAGUACACCCUCGACCAUGAACACUUUUUACAUUUCCAGAGGUUGGCGCAAGAAUCUCUGGCUGCCCGCCAAGCUGUCACCCCGCUUCCAACAAUCAAGCAAGAAGAUCCCGUGCUUUCUUCUUCGCAAUCUUCGCUUCCAAGAUCGUCGUCCGACGGGUCUGAAUCCACGCUUGUCCGUUCGCCCACCUCGUCAGAGUCGGACCAAGACUCGUAUAUCUGUGAUAUCUGCCAUGUUUCGCUGAAACUGAAGUCGUAUCUCACGAGACAUAUGAAGAAACAUCGCGACAUGCUUCCAUACAAGUGCCCUUAUCACUCUGCCAAUAAGGACGCAGACUUUAAGACCUCCUGGGCAGAGUAUUGUGGAACCAUAUGUCAUCCAACAGGUAGUUUUUCGAGAAGAGACACUCUCAAGAUGCACCUCAAAGCACGCCAUUUCAUCUAUCCGAUGGGGACUCGUUUCAAAAACAGAAACACUGCUCCAGGAAGGUGUGCUGGCUGCUUCACUGAGUUUCCUAGCAACUCAGAGUGGAUCAACACGCAUGUGCUGAACAACUCGUGUCCCGCGUUUGUAAUGAAGUACAAAUAG